AUGGGCAAGCUGAUCAGCAAGAAGGCGAUCAUGGCGGGCAACUGUGAUGGCUUCGUCGGCAACCGGAUGCUUGCGCCGUAUGCGGGGGAGGCGAAGAUGGUCCUGGAGGAAGGUGCGAGCAUCGAGCAGGUCGAUGCCGCAGCGCAGAAGUUCGGCAUGGCCAUGGGUCCGAUGGCGUUGGGCGACUUGGUGGGCUUGGAGCUUUUCUGGAAGCAGCGGAAGGCGGCCGGUGACAUGAAGAAGCAGACCAAGACCUACUAUGGUCCGUACGAGCUGACGGACUGGCUCUGCGAGCAGGGCCGCUUUGGCUUGAAGACCCCCGACCCGAAGAUCAAGGCCAAUGGCCGCGGCGUCUUCAUCCACCGUGGUCGCAGCAAGGAGGUGGAUCCCGAGGUCGUGGCAAAGCUGGAUGAGGUUCGCAAGGCGAAGGGCAUGACACCUCGGGCCGUUUCCGACGAGGAGAUUUGCGAGAGGCUCUUCUUCUCCAUGAUCAACGAGGGCUUCAAGAUCCUCGAGGAAGGGUUUGUGGCCCGAUCCUCGGACAUCGACCUGGCCUACAUCUACGGCUACGGUUUCCCCCCCGCCAAGGGCGGCCCCAUGUUCUACGCCGAGAACUAUGCCGGGUUCAAGAAGAUCCUGGAGCGCGUGAAGUACUACAACGAAAAGGCCAAGGAGCGCUUCACCAAGAACUCCAACUACUUGCCGAUUGAUUAUUUCGAGCCCUCCAAGCUGUUAGAGGCCUGUGCGGCCAAGGAAGGCACAAAGGUGUUCCCCGGCCAAACACUGAUUGACGUGGUGCUGGCCGACUUCCGCAAGAAGAGUUCUGCUCCUGGCCCGUUUGCGAAGCUUUGA
Symbiodinium sp. CCMP2456 is the source of this 852-nucleotide messenger RNA. NCBI's taxonomy places the organism in Eukaryota, Dinophyceae, Suessiales, Symbiodiniaceae. The record is from the annotation of a GenBank genome assembly.